UGACGCGAACCUCAACCGCCCGCCGACGCAGCAACGCGUGUUCAUUUAUUGCGCGUGUUCCUUGUGGACGGUGUUCUUUCCGGUCUUCCUAAAUUCGACAUCUGUCUCGUCAGUGAAGUAGGCCGAUAUAUCCGGAUUCAACAUCGGAACGAGAGACAAGGAGAGAGAGCGCUCCCCGCUUGUACGAGAGAAAAUCUUUCCCCGGAUUUCCGAUCAAACAUGAGAAGAUCCACAGGAUUCUGUUUGACGGCAUUAUGCCUCGUCAUUGCUUGCCUUGCCAAAGUCGAGGUAGACGAGGGUGUCCUGGUGAUUACCAAGGAUAACUUCGAUAGUAUCAUUCAGGACAACGAAUACGUGCUCGUCGAAUUCUACGCUCCAUGGUGUGGACAUUGCAAAGCUCUAGCGCCGGAAUAUGCUAAAGCUGCAAAGAAAUUGGAAGAAGCUCAGUCACCAAUUAAAUUAGGCAAAGUAGAUGCAACAGUCGAAACCCAACUUGCUGAGAAACACGGUGUGAGGGGAUAUCCUACUCUCAAGUUCUAUCGUAAAGGAAAUCCAAUCGAUUACACGGGUGGUCGUCAAGCUGAUGAAAUUGUAUCCUGGCUGAACAAAAAGACUGGACCGCCUGCUAAAGACUUGCCAACAGUCGAUGAAGCAAAAUCUUUUAUUGAUGCACACGAUGUCGUUAUUGUUGGUUUCUUUAAGGACGUCAGUAGUGACGCUGCCAAGGUCUUCUUGGAAGUUGGCAACAGGAUCGAUGAUCACGUAUUCGGUAUUACUAGUGCCGAUGAAGUAUUUAGUAAAUACGAAGUAGAAGAUGGAAAGAUUGUCUUGUUUAAGAAAUUUGAUGAAGGUAAAGCUGUCUUUGAUGAGGAGGUUACCGCUAAGAAUGUGGAGAAUUUUAUUUUCGUAAAUUCAUUACCUUUGGUCGUCGAAUUCAACCAGGACACAGCACAGAAAAUAUUUAGCGGUGAUAUCAAGAGCCACUUGUUAGUUUUUCUCAGCAAGAAAGCUGGUCAUUUUGAAAAAUACCUUAAAGGAAUUCAAGAACCCGCGAAGAAAUACCGUGGUGAGGUUCUGUUUGUGACGAUCGACUGCGACGAGACCGAUCACGAACGCAUUCUGGAAUUCUUCGGUUUGAAAAAGGACGACGUACCCGCUAUGCGGCUUAUCAAGCUCGAACAGGAUAUGGCCAAAUAUAAGCCCGACAAUCCAGAGAUCACUACCGAAAACAUUGUGGAAUUUGUCAAUGCUUUCAUAGAAGGUAAAUUGAAGCGACAUCUGCUUACGCAAGAUCUGCCCGAAGAUUGGGACAAAAAUCCAGUUAAGAUUCUCGUCAGUACGAAUUUCCACGAAAUUGCCUAUGACAAAGAGAAGGAUGUUCUCGUCGAAUUCUAUGCACCUUGGUGCGGCCAUUGUCAACAGCUUGCGCCCAUUUACGAGCAACUUGGUGAAAAGUAUAAGAGCAACGACAAGCUAGUUAUCGCGAAAAUGGAUGCCACUGCCAACGAACUAGAAGAUGUAAAGAUCAUCAACUUCCCCACACUCACUCUCUACAAGAAAGAAACGAACCAGGCUAUAGAGUUCAAUGGCGAAAGAACGCUCGAGGGUCUUUCCAAAUUCAUUGAAAGCGGUGGAAAGUACGGUCAAGCACCAGAUGAGGCUCAAGAGGAAGACGAGGACGACGAUGUGCCAAGGAAGGACGAGUUGUAAACGCACAUAAUCAUUAUAAGGAAUAAAAUCAUUGUUCAAUCUUUUUUA
This is a messenger RNA of Pseudomyrmex gracilis, 1758 nucleotides long. It is a transcript of the gene Pdi, whose product is annotated as protein disulfide-isomerase. Gene Ontology annotation, biological process: protein folding; response to endoplasmic reticulum stress. Gene Ontology annotation, cellular component: endoplasmic reticulum. Gene Ontology annotation, molecular function: protein disulfide isomerase activity. Lineage: Eukaryota; Metazoa; Arthropoda; Insecta; Hymenoptera; Formicidae. The transcript is spliced from 8 exons. The record is from RefSeq and is a predicted model, not a curated record. Bases 220 to 1710 code for a protein of 496 amino acids.